Gracilinanus agilis (Agile Gracile Mouse Opossum) is the source of this 5281-nucleotide messenger RNA. RefSeq names its product protein phosphatase 1 regulatory subunit 13B (gene PPP1R13B). The coding region runs from base 142 to 3450 and encodes 1102 amino acids. Gene Ontology annotation, molecular function: p53 binding; transcription factor binding. Gene Ontology annotation, biological process: regulation of apoptotic process; apoptotic process; negative regulation of cell cycle. Lineage: Eukaryota; Metazoa; Chordata; Mammalia; Didelphimorphia; Didelphidae. The transcript has 17 exons. Gene Ontology annotation, cellular component: nucleus. The record is from RefSeq and is a predicted model, not a curated record.
UCGCGGCCUGUGCAGAGCGAGAGCGACCGCGCCUACGGAGUUGGGAGUCCGGUGACCGCGUCUACCUGGUAGCUUGUCAGUGCGUCUGGGACUGCAGAACUAGGCGGCGGCUGAGGCCAAGGACCCGGAAGCCUGCCCGAGAUGAUGCCGAUGAUAUUAACAGUGUUCCUGAGCAACAAUGAACAGAUUUUAACAGAAGUUCCAAUCACACCUGAAACAACAUGUCGAGAUGUUGUGGAAUUUUGCAAAGAACCUGGAGAAGGGAGCUGUCAUUUGGCAGAAGUUUGGAGGGGAAAUGAACGUCCUAUCCCCUUUGAUCAUAUGAUGUAUGAACAUUUACAAAAGUGGGGACCCCGAAGAGAAGAAGUGAAAUUUUUCCUUCGUCAUGAGGAUUCCCCAACUGAAAGCAAUGAACAAGGUGGCCGACAGAUCCAAGAUCAAAGAAAUCAAAGAAAUGGAAUAAGUGCAUCUACUGAGAAACAUAAUGAAAACGGGGUUGGAAAUCCCCGGGUUGAACUUACACUUUCAGAACUCCAGGAUAUGGCUGCUCGACAACAGCAGCAAAUUGAAAAUCAGCAGCAAAUGUUGGUUGCCAAGGAGCAGCGUUUACAUUUUCUAAAGCAACAAGAGCGUCGCCAGCAGCAGUCUAUUUCUGAAAAUGAAAAGCUGCAAAAGCUUAAAGAAAGGGUAGAGGCCCAAGAGAAUAAGCUGAAGAAGAUCCGUGCCAUGAGAGGCCAAGUAGACUACAGCAAGAUCAUGAACGGCAACCUUUCUGCGGAAAUUGAAAGAUUCAGUGCCAUGUUCCAGGAGAAGAAGCAAGAGGUGCAAACUGCAAUUCUACGAGUAGAUCAGCUCAGUCAGCAGCUGGAGGAUUUAAAGAAGGGGAAACUGAAUGGAUUCCAGUCUUAUAAUGGCCGAUUGAGUGGACCUGCUGCAGUGGAAUUGAAAAGAUUAUACCAAGAACUCCAAAUUCGGAAUCAGCUUAAUCAGGAACAGAAUUCCAAACUUCAGCAGCAGAAGGAUCUUUUAAAUAAACGUAAUAUGGAGGUUGCUAUGAUGGACAAACGAAUCAAUGAACUCCGCGAGCGUCUUUAUGGGAAAAAAAUUCAGGCACGUCAAAAAGAAAACAUUGCUUUAAAUCGAGUUAAUGGAACAGCAUCACCACAAUCAUCCUUGAGUGCAUCUGGGAGAAUAGCAGCAGUGGGCCCUUAUAUACAAGUUCCUAGUGCUGGUAACUAUUCUGUACCAGGUGACCCAAUAAAGCCGCAAUCUCUCACUAUUGCUUCAAAUGCAGGUCAUGGAAGAUCCAAAUCUGCUAAUGAUGGAAACUGGUCGGCACCAAAACAAACCUCUAGCACUUCAGUAAAACCAGUUCAGACAGCUAAUGUGGAAUGGAAGGAAUCAGGGAUGGAUGGGGCUUUCAAGCAAGUGACAAUAUCAAGCCAGCCCCUGCCCUUGUCAGCUUUGGCAAGCACAGAAAAGCCGGGCAUUGAUAUUGGGAAAGCCCCACCCAUUCCGGGUGCAAGUAAACAGUUGCCUCCAAACUAUGGAACCUAUCCAAGCCCUGUUCCUUUGGGUCCAGGCUCUACAAAUUCUUUGGAACGGAGGAAAGAUGGCAGCCUCCCCAGAUCCAGCACAGGCGUAACAAAUCGACAGAAACCUGCUCCCCUCCCUGCUUCAAGCAACAUUCACCAGCCUAGUUCUUCACAACAGAUUCAGCAAAGGAUUUCUGUACCUCCAAGUCCUACGUAUCAGCCAUCUGGUCCUCCCUUGUUUCCAUCUGGAGAUGGCAGGCCUGAACUCCCCUUAACUGUGGCUAUUAGACCAUUCUUGGCUGACAAAGGAUCAAGGCCUCAGUCUCCCAGAAAAGGACCUCAGACAGUGAACUCAAGUUCCAUUUACUCCAUGUAUCUUCAGCAAGCUACACCACCUAAGAAUUACCAGCAGGCUGUGUAUAAUACUCUAAAUAAGUCCGUUAAAGCAGUUUACGGGAAGCCUGUCUUGCCAUCUGGCUCUGGCUCUACUUCUCCAUCACCACUGCCAUUUCUUUAUGGACCUUUGUCCUCAAAUACAUCACAACCACAGCCUGAACUUACUGAGAAAGAUCAGGAGCAAGAAAAUAUCCCACCUUCUGGGGAAAACAGCAAUGUGGAAAAUAUCCCACGACCCCUCAGCCCCACUAAGCUCACUCCCAUUGUCCAUUCACCUCUGAGAUAUCAGAGUGAUGCAGAUCUGGAAGCUCUGAGAAGGAAAUUGGCCAAUGCCCCUCGCCCUUUAAAAAAACGCAGUUCCAUCACAGAGCCAGAAGGCCCCAGUGGACCAAAUAUCCAGAAAUUGCUAUAUCAGCGCUUCAAUACCCUUGCUGGUGGGAUGGACAGUGCACCUUUCUAUCAACCAAGCAACUCACAGGACUUCAUAGGCACUUUGGCAGAUGUUGAUAAUGGAAAUACGAAUACCAAUGGCAACCUAGAAGAACCUGUUCCUGCACAGCCUACAGUUCCUCCAUCUGAAGAGCCUCCACCAUCAUCAGAUGCCAAUGAUAACGAAUUGCCAUCCCCUGAAACUGAGGAGCUGAUUAGCACAGAAACUACCAACCAAGGCCCUGAGACUGCAGAAGAUAACAACAACAAUGUGGCUAUGUUCCCAGCUGGGGAACAGGUACCACACCCCACAGCAGAGGUCAGUUCUCCCAGAGAAGAAGAGGCUCCUGCCCCACCUGCUCCUUCCUCUGCUGGUCUUCCAGCCGCCUCAACAACAGCGACAAUACAGAUUAAACGUACAAACCUGAAGAAACCAAACUCUGAACGGACUGGUCAUGGAUUGAGGGUAAAGUUUAAUCCUUUGGCUUUGCUCUUGGAUGCAUCUUUAGAAGGGGAAUUUGACCUGGUACAAAGGAUAAUCUAUGAGGUGGAAGACCCCAGCAAGCCUAAUGAUGAAGGCAUCACCCCCUUGCAUAACGCAGUGUGUGCUGGCCAUCACCACAUCGUGAAGUUUUUGCUUGAUUUUGGUGUUAAUGUGAAUGCAGCUGACAGUGAUGGAUGGACACCUCUACACUGUGCAGCUUCAUGCAACAGUGUCCACCUCUGCAAACAGCUGGUAGAAAGUGGGGCAGCAAUUUUUGCUUCAACUAUUAGCGACAUCGAAACGGCUGCUGACAAGUGUGAAGAAAUGGAAGAAGGCUAUAUUCAGUGCUCCCAGUUUUUAUAUGGUGUCCAGGAAAAGCUGGGUGUGAUGAACAAAGGAGUGGUCUAUGCUCUUUGGGACUAUGAAGGUCAGAAUAGUGAUGAGCUGUCAUUCCAUGAAGGGGAUGCCAUCACUAUCUUGAGGCGUAAAGAUGACAGUGAAACAGAAUGGUGGUGGGCUCGCCUUGGGGAACGAGAAGGUUAUGUGCCUAAAAACUUACUGGGGUUAUAUCCACGAAUCAAACCUAGACAGCGAACCCUAGCUUGAAUGUUGUGGAGCAGUGCAAUUUUGCCAUUACGAGAAGUCACAGAAGACCUAUCCUGCCGAAGGAAUUUUGAAGCUGGAGAACUCUCACUUUAAUGGUGCUCUCAUUAACAUCUGUACUUUGUAAGUGAGGCCCUUCCUUCUAAUCAGUCAGCAUCCAUGCAUGGUACUUGUGUGUCCAUGAAUUCUGUAUUUUGCCAAUUACAUGAAGACAGAAUAAAUAAAAGGCCUUCAAAACAGUCACAUAGAAAUCCGAUAAACUAGCUUUUAGUUGCCAAAAAUGAAAUCAAAUGUAUGUAAAGAAUUUCUUCCAUCAUAAAGUGUUCUAGAAAUAUCAGGUGACAGUCCAUCGUUUGAGAAAAGAAUUUGUGCACCCUAGGCAUGGUUUGAAAAACUGCCUCCAGAGGCUUUGAGACGAACACAUUUGGCUUUAUUUUUAAUCACUGAUCCCUUUAAGCCAUUGAGAAUGGAGUUUUCUGGCAUUUAAAGCGUGGUUAUGAAAACCUUUAAGUUCCCUUCCCUGAGUAGUUUCAUAUGUUGUGCUAUCAACCCUGGGUUGGUCCCCAUUUUGCUUAGUUCUAUUCCAGUAAAUUUUAAAAUUGGUUAUUCUGCAUUCUCUCCCCAUUAACUACUUAAGCCAGAUUCUUGCAAACUGUCAUGAUUGCUAAGUCCCAGCUCUCUGUUGUAGCAUUUCUUGGCACACCCACCCCCCCAAUCCCCUCUGUUUACCAAAGGAUCUCUUAAAGGGAACUUGUCAGUGUUCUUACAAAAUGCAGGUGUUCUGUCUUAGGCCUAGAUUUUGAUAUCCUAUUUUCCAUUUUGUUGUGGAUCUGCCAGAGACUGUCAUACACUUCACUUCCACUGUUAAUUUAUUCUACUGUCAAGGGCAAAAACUUUUCCUUACGUAAGCCUGGUAUUUCCUUGAGAUCUCUGGUAUCAGAGAGCUUAAAGAAAAAGUUUAAAUGAAUGGUUUAAUUUAUUUGAAGAGCCUAACAGUAGUAGGUUCCCUCAUCUCCUGAGUUGAACGAGUUUUGUUUCUAAAACCUUCACUGAUCUGUGUUAAUACUAAUAGCUUAAAUUUGUUCUGAAUCUGAAAGCAGUCAGUAACACUGGAGCUAGAGUCAAGUUAAGUCAGAAUUUCAAGGUAUGUAUGUCUAAGUAGAUGGAAAGACAAUAGUUGAGCAGAGUCAGAGCUGUGUAAGUGACUAGGGGAUGCCGUGAUAGCAGUUGAAAGACUGAACUAGCACUGAGAACAUUACUCAAUGCUAGUAGCAUUGUGGUGAAAAAAAUGGAAAUUAAUCUCUGAGAUGGAAAUCCUAGACAAGGGAAAAAGACGGGUGCAUUGUUGAGCCAGGAGGAGGACAGUUGCUAUGGUUCUCAACAGUCCGAUACCUAAUUUGGGGCCAGUUAUGCAAUAAUGUUGUCCACUAUUUUGUAGGUAAGAGGAAACUAAAGCACUUCACUGGAGUUUGAACUAUAUGAUAUGCUUUUAUAUACCAAAAGUAUUUUUUUGAAUUUUAUCUUUGAGUUGUAGCAAUGUUGGAAAUAUGUUUCUCAUUAAAGUGUAGGAUGUUUUCCAUGUAUAAGUCUUGUGUAUAAUUUAUAUGUGUAUUAUCUAUCUAUAUAUCUAUAUAAAAACAAUUGAUGCAGUGCUGUAACUGACUACAUUUUAGCAUUCCCUGUAUAUAUGUAUAUUGUGGUGAUGGAAAGUAGAAGGAUAUUGUUGAAAAAAAACUUAUUAUAUGAAUGUGACAGAAUCACUAUUUCUUAAGAGCCUUGAUAAUGCAAAUUCUGAUGAUGUAAAUGUGCACAAAUAAACUAUGGUUAUCCCUGA